GUCAUCACGCAGUGAGCUCGCGUACCGAGAAGUUGAGGCAGAAUGAAAGUAAGUUCUCUCUCCGUGUGUGAGCAGUCGCCAACGAGUCGAGCUCAGAGACGAGCUGGAUGAUGCCUCAUAGAGAUGACUGCUGCACCACAGCACCAGAGAGCAACGCCGAGGGCGGGCAGCACCAGCCGCUCGUCCUGGAAAGAGUGGAGAAAGGAGCGCCUCAAAGCUGUCAGACCGUGGUGUCACGCCGACUGAAGAAGCACUGCUCGUGCUCUCCGCAGAAGGUCAAGGCCAAGAUCCUGGGCUUUGUUCCCAUCUUAAAAUGGCUGCCACAGUACCAGCUGAGAGACUGGAUCCUGGGCGACGUCAUGUCUGGACUCAUUGUGGGAAUCUUAUUGGUCCCCCAGUCCAUCGCCUACUCCCUAUUGGCUGGUCAGGACCCCAUCUACGGGCUCUACACGUCCUUCUUCUCCUCCAUCAUCUACACCCUGCUAGGCACCUCCAGACACAUCUCCGUGGGCAUUUUUGGGGUGCUUUGCCUGCUUGUGGGUCAGGUGGUGGACAGGGAGCUGGCAGUGGCGGGAUACCUCAGCGAGGGCCUGAGCAGUAACAACAGCGCCGCCCUCCUGGCAGCCCAAGGGAACAACAGCGCGGUGGUGGAGUGUGACAAGAGCUGCUACGCAAUAGCUGUGGGGGCGACGGUCACGUUCACCGCAGGUGUCUAUCAGGUGCUGAUGGGUAUUUUCCAGGUGGGCUUCGUAUCUGUCUACCUCUCCGACUCCCUCCUGAGCGGCUUUGCCACCGGAGCCUCCCUGACCAUCCUCACCUCGCAGGUCAAGUACCUCCUAGGACUGAAGAUCCGCAGGGCGCAGGGCUGGUUCACGCUGUUCAAGACCUGGUUCAGUGUGCUUGCCAGCCUGGGCCAGACCAACCUGUGUGACCUGCUGACCAGCCUGGUGUGUCUACUCGUGCUGGUACCCGCCAAGGAGCUCAACUACCGCUUCAAGGCCAAGUUGAAGGCUCCAAUUCCCUUCGAGCUCUUUGUUGUCAUCAUCGCGACGCUGGCGUCUCAUUUUGGCCACUUCAACACCGACUACGGUUCCGACGUGGCCGGGGAGAUCCCCACGGGCUUCCUCCCGCCGCAGCUCCCCUCAUGGUCCCUCAUCCCCAACGUGGCGGUGGACGCCUUCUCCGUCGCGCUGGUGGGAUUCGCCAUCACGGUGUCGCUGUCCGAGAUGUUCGCCAAGAAGCACGGCUACCGAGUGGAUGCCAACCAGGAGAUGUACGCCAUCGGCUUCUGCAACAUCCUGCCGUCGUUCUUCCGCUGCUUCACCACCAGCGCCGCCCUGACCAAAACGCUGGUCAAGGAGUCCACGGGUUGCCAGACGCAGGUGUCGGGGCUGGUCAGCGCCGUGGUCCUGCUGCUGGUGCUGCUGGUCAUCGCACCGCUCUUCUUUUCCCUCCAGAAAUGUGUGCUAGCCGUCAUCAUUGUGGUCAACCUCCGUGGCGCUCUACGAAAGUUUGCCGAAGUCCCGCGCAUGUGGCGCGCCAACCGCGUGGACGCCUCCAUCUGGCUCAUCACCAUGGCGACUUCAGCGCUGGUCAACACGGAGCUGGGUCUCCUGGUGGGGGUUCUCGUGUCCGCCUUUAGCGUCUUGGGCCGAACCCAGCAGGCGCAGGUGCUGGAGCUGGGCCGGACCCCCAGCCGGGACCACUACGAGGUCCUGGCCUCGUACCACGGCCUCCACACUCACCCGGGAGUGGCCGUCAUUAGAUACCCCGCCCCCAUCUACUACGCCAACCAGACUUUGUUCAAGAAAUCUUUGUACCGCCGCACGGGGCUCGACCCCGUGAAGGAGAAGACCCGCCGUGUCAAGUGUGAGAAGGAAGGAGUCCAGAACUCCACGAAGGAAGCGUCACGCAAAGAAGACGGCGAAGCCGCUGCCAACAUAACUUUGAUGCUGGACAAGAAAUCGCAAAGCAUUUUACGCGGCUUAGUGCUAGACUGCAGCGCCGUCUUGUUCCUCGACACCACCGGCGUCAACGCCCUGAAAGAAGUCCGCAAAGAUUACGGCGAGCUAGGGGUCACGGUGGUCCUGGCUCAGUGCAACACCGCCGUCCUGGAUGCUCUUCAACGAGGGGGGUACAUCCCGGAAAAACAGGGCGGGGACGACGGAUUGAUAUUCUUCACCAUCGCCGACGCCGUCCAUCACGUUGAGCACACGUCCAAGCCCAAUGGCGUCUACGAUGGUGGAUGCUGAGAUUCACUGACCAUACGUUUACAUGCAGUGUAAAAAAAAAAAAAAAGUUACUGAAAGUGCCUCCUUGGUGAACUCGUCACCAUGUUUAACACUUAUUUUAAGACAAUCAAAAAUAUUUCUUGGCCAAAGUAAAAAAUACUUUUGAUGAAAAGUUACAUUUGACAUUAGUAAUACAGUAAUCCCUCGCCACUUUGCGCUUUGAAUUUCGCGGCUUCACUCCAGCACGUUUGUUCAAAAAUACAGUCAUCCCUUGCAAUGUCGUGGUUUUCCAGAAAUGAAUGAAUGAAUGAAUGAAUGAUAGAUGUUAGGUGGUAGACUGAAGACUAUGUUCUAUUAUUAGUCCAAACAUAUGGAAAUACAAGUGAUAUGUACUUGUAUUAUUUUGCUCACUAGGCGGCAGUAAUGACACAAAACAUUGAGAUAUUAGCUUACAUGACAUUACCUUAACACUGCGUGAAGUCAGCCACGGCAUGUCCCACAUCACAGAGUGAAAAGUGGAAGUAGUACAUUUUUGGCUUCUUAAGGUUAGAAGAAAUCAAUUUGAGGCUAACUGGUUAGCUCUCUAGCUAGUGGCUGUCUCGAUGCCAUGCAGCAUAAGAGCUGCAAUGUGUUGUAAAGAAUAAAUAAUAGGACUGUAAAGGUGACUAUAGGGGUCUAAUUUCAUGUCUACAGGGCUCUAAUAAUGUUAAAAAGCGUAUUUAGAAAGUCAUAAACCGGUUAACCGCUAUAAACAAGGGAUGACUGUAAAUUAAUAUUAUGCUGUUUCCUGGUUGAAUACAAAGUACGUAUUAGUCAAAAAAUAUGCAUAUAUAAGCAAAGUUUGCCCUUUUUUGCCCAAAUGAAGAAUUUUCCAGCAUAAAAAUGGGCUCAACGAAGUAAAACUAAUGCAUUGAGAAGAUGCAUUCAAAGACGUGGCGAUGGUAUGUAGUAUUCUACACUGGUCACUAGGUGUCAGUAAAUGUUACUGUGAUGAGUGGGACACACUUGAUGGGCGGAGCAAUAGGCUUUUAUUGCAGGUUUGCAUGAUCUCGCGACAGGCACAGGCUACUGUUGCAGCUGUGACACACGACAAGCUAAAAGUCAACGAUGAACACCCCGACGUCACUUCCUGUCCACAUUCUCAGCAACAGCACGAUUCCUAUUUAUCUUAUUUUCUCUUAUUUUUGUAUGUCUACUAUAGUGGGUAACAGGAGUGUAAAAGUGACUAUAGGGGUGUUAUUUCGUGUCUAGAGGGCUCUAAUGUUAAAAAAAUUAUUUUGGAAGGUCUUACACUGAUUUUCUAGGCUCGAACUACGAAAAUAUGCCAUUUAAAAAUAAGGAAUUCACUUAUCACGCUCGAGUCUGGAACCAGUUAACCGCCAUAAACGAGGGAUUACUGUAUUUCAUCGGGAAGGCCAAGCGUUCCCAAACAAUGGAAGAGGUGCUUUUCAAGCUCCUUGGCACAGUCGUUAGCCAAAGACUGGAUUGCACUGUGUUUGAAUCGUCCUUACUGAUUUACCGAUUAUGACUCCGUGUAGCGUAUUGGGUAGUUACUGACAUUAGGACAUGUUACGGUGGUAGUAUUCCAAGGGCUGCUGCCACCUACUGGAAGAAAGCGAGAUUGCAGGUUUUGUGACAGGCGUGUUACUGGGGUUAGUGUUUUGUUUACUUCAAUAUGUUAUCACGUUUCAUGCAGUAGUUCCAAAAAAAAAAAUGCUGUUACGUGCUUAGAAGCAGAGGAUUUGUAACGCUCCUUUGCUGUGUUUGCCGAGCUGAAACCGCAUCGGUGCAUCGCCCUCGGCAAACACAGAAGGAAGCACACAAAGGUCACACGUCCAGUAAAAGCAGAGGUUCUUUUUUUUUUUUUUAAAGCAUCCGCCAAUCUGUUGGUUUUAUUGAAUGUCAAUGUUGACUUUAUGGGGAGAAUGUCCAACAGGAAGCUUCCAUGUCAGUCAUUAAUCGUGGAAAUAUCAUGAAAAGUAGCUGUUUAUUUCAUGACAUGGUUCUAGGAGUGUGUGAAACUACCUCACUGUCCUCCAACAUGCUGGGAUUCUGUGUGUGCUUCGUCUAUGCAACACGCCUACUGCAGAUUUUAUUCAUGUCCGUCAAGAUGGCUGAGGUGAAAGUGUCUUUAGCACAUGCUCCUCACCACCUGUCACUAAAAUUACUGGCCUACACUGCAAAAACUACAUUUCAAGAAAGUAAAAAAAAACAUUUUAAGCAACCAUUUCUGAAAGAUUUGCUGAUUUCUGUCCAAUGUGAAGGCUGCACAGCAAACUUUAUAGAGCGUACCAAGAUUUAUUAUAUUAAAUCUAGUCAUAAAAUCUGUGUAAAUGAUUAAACUUGAUUCAAGAAAAUAUCAAACUUUUUGUGUAGUUUAUAAAUGUAAAAACUAGCUAAUUUACAUGCUAAUCAUGCCAAAAAAGAAUUCUGAUAGUGAUUAUGACAAUAAAUUAAGUGAAUUUGAGAUACAAUCACACUUUUUUUCUUUUGAAAUAAAAAAGUUCCGUCCAUAUAAUUUGCUUCAGGUUUGUAGAAAAGCUCAGAGCGGUGAAGAAGUAACCAACAUGCCGACAAGAAGAGAUAGCAUGUUGGCCCCACAAUCAGGCAACCGGGGUUUAAAUAUAUGCAUGAUAGGGUAAUUGGAGACUUCAAAUAUUGUCCAUACCUAUGAAUGCUUGUUUGCCUAUAGGAAAAUCUAAGAAUAAUACGCCUACAUCUACAAUUUGUAAAAACAUUUUGCUUCAAUCUAGCCUCAUAAAAGCUAAUUGUAGCUAAAUUUGGCUUACUUCUUACCUUGUAAUAAGAACAUUUUAGGUAAAUCUAGCUAUAUGAUUAAGAACAACUUGCUUAUUUUACCACUCAUUACAUUCUUAAAAGUCACUAGAAAAAUGUUUUAGAUAUACGAAUUCUAGCCAAGCAAAUUCUGCUUACCCCUUUGGCAGAUUUUUUUGCUUGAAAUGAGAAAAGUUGUCUCGUUUUAAUAUAAUUUGGGUUUCUUUCAAGUAUAGCCGUUUCUGCAGUGUAUGUCAGAGCAAGAACCCUGUUGUUUUUGAUAUUUUGAAGCCAUACGUGAUGCUGGAUGUUUCAAAGGUAAAAAGCUGUGCGUGCCGUCCUCUACCUGGACAGGGCAAGAACCCUAUUGAUUUUCCAGUCGAGUCCAAGGGGUCGUUGGGGGUUAUUGCGGGUUUUUGCACAUUGGGGCAAAUGUUGGUCACGCAGUUGGGCUGUGUCUCAAAUGGAAUACUUCCUUCAAUAAGUAUACUUAAGUGUAUACUAGGGGUUUUUCCAGUAUGGGCCACAUAGUGAAAAAUGAAAGGAUGCAACAUUGCCACUUUGAUAUUUACAUGUAGCUUCACAUAUAACAACAUGUAGAUGUGAGGGCUGGGUAUAUAUGCUGGGUGUGCAUAAAGGAGGAUAGUGGAGGGGAGGAGCAGAAGCCCCCGAAAGCACGAAAGAAGCGACAUGUUCCCGUGUUGCCAACUUGCCGAAUCUAUCGCUAAAUCUGGUGACAUACCAAACCCUCUUUGCGACAUAUUUUCUCAAAAGCGACUAGCGACAAAUCUAGCUACUUUUUCUGGCGUCGUACGUAUUGUGUUGCUCCUGAGACGUCCACCCCGCCCCUGAAGCAGUCACAAGCCGUCCGUGCAGCCGUCAGCUACCGCUGCACACUGCAUAGUGGAGAUCCACGCAUCCGCACCGGGAUCUAAAAUGUAAAUGUUUCUUAAUCUUCAUGAAAUGACUUGUCCCUCAUUGGGACUCGGUCACUAACCAGUCAGUGUGUCAGAACGCGUGAUGGAGGAACGACGUGUGACAAAUAAACAAGUAGUCCCAACUACAAGAUAAAAGGUGGAGGCUGGAGGUGAGUCUGGGCGCUAGCCAAGGUAAAAUAUUAACAUUGUUUUAUUUUGAUGCCGUAAUGGCCAAUUUUAAAUUAAACUAAAAAGUUUAUUUGUAGUUCUAAACAUAAUUAAGGUGUUUUUACUCGCUUUUGUCUCUCCUACGAGGUUCUGCUUUCUAAAAAGAUGCUGACAUUUACAAAAUUCCUCUUAAACGAGGCACUGUACUUCAUAUGUUGUGCUUUUGGUAUGACAGUAGCUGAGGAAGGAAGAAGAUUAUAUUUGACUUUUUCUAUAUUUAUUUCAAAAAGAGAGUGCACUAUUUGAUUUUAGCAGCUAUUUUUCUUUCAGGUUUUUUCAAUUUUAAUGAAACAACUUUGCACACAUAGUUGACUUUGACUUUAUCUUAACUCACUUUGUGGAAAAAAUAUCGGGGUAUAUAUCGUAUAUCGACAUUCAGCAUAAAUAUAUCGGGAUCUGUGUUUUGGUCCAUAUCGCCCUGCUCUAGUAGAUAUGCUAAGAAUUUAAAUAUAUGUCAAGACAAAACUGCAUCUCAGCUUUGUCACAAAGGUGAAAAAAACUAAAAACUGGUUAGCUCUCUAGCUAGUGGCUGUCUUGAUGCCAUGCAGCAUAAGAGCUGCAAUGUGUUGUAAAGAAUAAAUAAUAGGACUGUAAAGGUGACUAUAGGGGUCUAAUUUCAUGUCUACAGGGCUCUAAUAAUGUUAAAAAGCGUAUUUAGAAAGUCAUAAACCGGUUAACCGCUAUAAACGAGGGAUGACUGUAAAUUAAUAUUAUGCUGUUUCCUGGUUGAAUACAAAGUACGUAUUAGUCAAAAAAUAUGCAUAUAUAAGCAAAGUUUGCCCUUUUUUGCCCAAAUGAAGAAUUUUCCAGCAUAAAAAUGGGCUCAACGAAGUAAAACUAAUGCAUUGAGAAGAUGCAUUCAAAGACGUGGCGAUGGUAUGUAGUAUUCUACACUGGUCACUGCUCUAGUAGAUAUGCUAAGAAUUUAAAUAUAUGUCAAGACAAAACUGCAUCUCAGCUUUGUCACAUAGGUGAAAAAAACUAUUAUUAAUAUCAGCUUCGCUCUUUCCUUUUUUAUUUUCGCUUUUUUGCUGUUGUGGGGUUUUUUUUUCCCCCUUUUGUGACUUUUUCUCCAUCAUGUUUUGACUUUAUUCCCAGAAUAUUAUGACUUUUUUCCCCCAGCUUAAUUUGCAGGAAAAAAUAUUUUGUUUGUUUGUAAAAAAUAUAUUUGAACCAUAAAUGUUUUUUCUUCAGCAUUUCCACUCUAUGCUACUAAAAUGACUUUUCCUCACAAUACCGUGAGUUUAUUCUUGUAAAAAAAAAUUCUCGUUACAAUACAAUUUUUUUGCUCUAUAUAUUUUGACUUUAUACAUGGAAAAUUGCAGCUGUUUUUCCAUUUCUGCUGUUGUAUUUUUUUACAUUUCCCAACUAAUUAAAUUUUUCUCUUGUAAAUUUUCUUGACACACAAUUAUGACUUUAUUCCCUUCAUAUUUUGUCUUUAUUCUCGUAACUUUUUCUGCAGUCUAAUUUUGUAAUUGUGUUUUUUUUCACAUUAUUACAACUUCCAAAAAAAAAUACAUUUUUCUUCAAUAUUUAAAUUGUAUUCUACUAAAAUGACAUUAUUUUUUCUCAUAAUAUUACAAUGUUAUUCUCAUAAAGUUACGACUUUUUCUCGUUGGACUACACCUUUUUUUGUCCUAAUAUUUUGACUUUAUUUUCGUAAAAUUACUGCUGGGUUUUUUUUUUUGCCAUUUUCAUAAUUUUUUGUGCGUUUUCUUGUCAAAUUACAUUUUUACAAUGUGCCGCGGGCCGCAAAUGGCCCCCAUGCCGCACUUGGGACACUCCUGGUGUACUAUCGGAUAGUGCAUUGCAUUUGCCAUACUUCUUAGUGUGAACGCACUUAUGCACUCAAAAUACUAAGUGUAAGUUGUAAGCGUGCAAGUGCACCAAGCGACACACAGCCCACGGCUUCUUCUCUUGAAUGUGCUUUGCAGAGAGACUGAGCUUUAAUGUCAUAGCAACCAAAUGCCUUAAUAAAACACACCAUGACGUGUGCGUUACUUCGUGCUCUAGUUCCUUUUUGUGGUGAUGUUUACUAAUGUGUACUUAUUAACUUAUGAUGUGUGCGUUCAGGCACGAGUGUGAAUGCACAGAGCACACGCUUCAUUGGAAUGUUUGCACUGCGUCAGGUGCGUGUGUGUGUGUGUGUGUGUGUGUACAUGCAGCUUCUGUUCAUUUUGUGUGUUGAAGUAUGAAGCCAGCUCCGCCCUGCUCAAAGAAGUGAACAAGAGCUCAAAAAGCAAGAAGUCUUUGUCCCAACCCUAACCCUAAAAUUCAUUCAAUAUUAAUGCAGAGAUAUAUUAUGGGCCUGCAGCAAAGCGCAGCAGCCCAUACUACUAUUCCACAUUUAUUCUUUCAUUAAAUUCUGUACUGAACGCAGGAUGAGCAAAAUACGACGACAGCAGCGAUAUGUUUUAACAAGGAUACAAAAACGCUGGAGCCCAACGCUCCGGGACGAACAGGCACGGUCAGAUGAGUGAAACACACGCAAGUCACUGAAUCAUUCCUUGUGUCCAACCUCGUAGGUCGAUCAUUCAAAUUCCAACAAAAUUUGAACUUUGAGGGUGUUUGAACAAGAGAGAAAUGUGAGAAAAUGUUAAUGCCUGUCUGAGAAAAGUGUAUCAAGUGUAUGGUGAGGGCUUUCACAGCCUUAAAACAUAUAUAAUCAUUGUUAAAAAAUAAAGUUGGGUACUUUGCGGAUUUCACUUAUUGCGGGCUGUUUUGGGAACCUAUCACCUGCGAAAACCGAGCGAACACUGUACAUUGACUUACAAGCUCAACUCCUAUUGUAAUACAUCAGUAUAAUGCCUGAUCAUUCUCUUGUGGCGUUCAGAGUUGGUAAAGGGUGUAUGUUGAACACAGGAAGUGAACAAAUGUAUUAGCAAUUGAAACGGACGGGGGGGUUGGAUUAAAUAAGCCUUGCUUCUUCCUACUCCUUUUUGGGCAUGUGGAAUUGUGAACUGUAAUAUGUGACGUAUUCCAUUUUAAUGUGUAUGCACGUAUAAUAAAUAAUAAUAAUCAAGCCAGAAUGUCAAAAUAGCUGGGAAAAAAAACAGCAGCAGAAAUGGAAAAAACUGCUGUAAAUUUAGGAGAAUAGUACGUAAUACAAAAGGAGAAAAAAAAGGCAGAAUUUUCCAAGAAUAAACGGUGUCAUUUUAGUUGCGUAGAGUUGAAAUAUGAAAGAAAAAAAAAACAUGAUUUUUUUAUAAGUUGUAAAAUUACGAAAAACAAAACAAUGAAUAAAGUUGCAUGAAAAUGAUAACGUUACCAGAAUAAAGUCAAAAUAUGGGAAUAAAGUCAUAAUAACGAGAAGCAAAUUAACAAGAAGAAAGAUGAGACAGUUGAGAAAAACAAAUCAACAGCAGAAAUGGAAAAAAAAACAGCUGCAAUUUUACAAGAAUAAAGUCAAAACAUUAGGAAGACAAAGUCAUAGUCUGAAGGAGAAAAAUAGUCCGAAUUUUCCAAGAAUAAACUCGUAAUAUUAGGAGAAAAAAGCAGUGUCAUUUUCGUUGCGUAGAGUUGAAAUACUAAAGAAAAAAACAUGAUUUUUUGUAUAAGUCAUAAUAUUACCAAAAACACUGAAUAAAGUUGAAAUUUUUGGAAAAUCAGGUUGCGUGAAAAUGAUAACGUUUCCAGAAUAAAGUCAAAAUAUGGGAAUAAAGUCACAACAUGAAGAAAAUUAACAAGAAAGGUGAAACAGGUGGAGAAAACAAAUCAACAGCAGAAAUGGGGAAAAAAAAACGCUGUAAUUUUACAAGAAUAAAGUGCAAAAAUAAAAGAAAAAAUGGGUAUUCUAAUGAGAAAAAGUCACAAUUUUACAAGAAUGAACUUGAAAAAUUAUGUCAUUUUAGUAUCGUAGAGACGAAAUAUUAAAGAAAAAAGACGUUCUUUUUUAAAGUCGUAAUAUGAGAGACAAACAAAACAAUGGAUAAAGUUGUCAUUUUGGGGAAAUUACGUUUAAAUUAUAAUGUGACGAGAACAAAGUCUAAAUAUUAUGGGAACAAAGAAAAGAACAUUUACAGGAAGAAAGAUGAAAUAGUUGAGGACAAAAACAACAGCAGGAAUGGAAAACAACAGCUGUCAAAAUAUCCAGAGAAUUUUCCAAGAAUAAACUCAUAAUAUUAUGAGGAAAAAUAGUCACAUUAGUGUUGAACUAUUAAAGAAAAUAUGUUAUUUUUUUUAAUCCAUAAUUUGAGUAACAAACCAAACUAAAAAUUUUAAUUUUUGUAAAAUAAUGUUGGGAAAAAAGUUAUAAUGUCGAUAAUAUUGUGGUAAUAUGAUGAAAAUAAAAUUUACAAAGAUUAUUUAAGAAGAAAGUUUUUUUCUUGAACUAUAUAUAACUUCUUAACAUAUCUCCAAGUGGCAAAGUUGCAUCCUUUCAUUUUUCACUUUGUGCCGCUCGCUGGAACAAUGUUUGGACAGCCCUGGUUGAGAGCAAUUAGAGGGGGGGUGCAAAGAUGUUUCAUCAGGGUAGUCCCACUCCAAGUGAGAGUGUUGUACUUACUAUGAGUACUCCGCCGUAGAGUGGACAUCACAGCAGGAGUUAGGUAAAGUUGCUGCACAGGUUCUUCCUGCUUACCUUGGCUGAUAUCUGGAGAAAGUCAAACAAGUAAAGCAUUCUAUUAUGCUGGUAAAACUGUGCAGCAGCACCCAGCAGCCGGCAUUCAUUUAAAAAAAAAAAGAUAUAUACUCAACCGGUAGAGGUGUGUACACAUUUGUUUGGCAUACCUUGGCAAUGAGAUACUUAACUUAUACUCCAAGUUUACUCAAAGA
Molecule: messenger RNA, 10924 nt
Organism: Dunckerocampus dactyliophorus (ringed pipefish)
Lineage: Eukaryota; Metazoa; Chordata; Actinopteri; Syngnathiformes; Syngnathidae
Gene: slc26a2
Product: solute carrier family 26 member 2
Exons: 5
Coding region: 108-2252 (714 amino acids)
Biological process (GO): transmembrane transport
Cellular component (GO): membrane
Molecular function (GO): oxalate transmembrane transporter activity; secondary active sulfate transmembrane transporter activity; chloride transmembrane transporter activity
Source: RefSeq, a predicted model, not a curated record